Molecule: messenger RNA, 3378 nt
Organism: Mesorhabditis spiculigera
Lineage: Eukaryota; Metazoa; Nematoda; Chromadorea; Rhabditida; Rhabditidae
Source: the annotation of a GenBank genome assembly
AUGAGCCUUCAGCCGAAAGCCCCAGGGUCACCCACCCUCCUUACCGUACCCCGAGCUACGCGAAAGCAUCCGAAACAACGGGUGCUGCACCACCGUGUCACUCAAUUGAUGUUGAACGAGCCGGAGAAGUUGAUCCACAACGGGCCCGACUCGGCCGUGUUCUCGGAUUGGCGGCCACGCACUAACAGUUCUCCGUCCGAGAUGAGAGAGCGUAGGCUGAGGUCUUCGGUGAGAAGAGAACAAUAUUAUGGCUCCGUGGAAUUGGUGGUAUCUGUUGAUCCUCGCGGGCGUAUCCGAAAUAUUGGACGUUUUCGACUUGAACCAUCGUCAGAUUAUCAUGCCGGGGCGGAAGGCCAGUUCCCCACGUCAAGCACAAUUAUCGUCGAAAACCCCCAAGAAGAAACGCGCUGGUAUUGGAAAUAUUUCCUUGGAAACGAGCAUCAGAAUUUCUCCGGGAUUGACCCCAGCACAAAAUCGCCAUUUUUCUUGUCGAUCACAGUCGAGGAAGAGAUUGAUGAUAAUAGGUUGUUGCGUGCAAUUCUAUGGACGGCAAAGGGCCCUCGUCGUUUGUGUGUUCCAGUACCUCCAUCAGGAAAGCCGCUGACUGCCAAAGCAAUUUUGCAGCGGUUCCCCGACUUCUCUGACCACAAUCGUGGCUUGAAAGAAAUCCUCAACGCCAAAGUACAGAAAGAGCUCGUCGUGCUUGAAGACCAGGAGGGGAGCGUCAAUUGCAAAUUUGGUGUUAUAUUCUCGAAAAGCGAGCAAUCAACCGAUUCUCAGAUGCUUAGCAAUGAAUUCGGCGACGAAGGUUUUGAAAAACUGCUGAGGAUUCUUGGGCAGCGUAUCGAGCUGCAGAAUUGGGGCAGCUACCGUGGAGGGUUAGAUAUCACAACCAAUUCCACGGGCCGUGAAUCAGUCUACGCGGUGUUUGCCGGCCAUGAAAUAAUGUUCCACGUCUCCACAUUAUUGCCCUACAGCCGCGAAAAUGAGCAACAGGUGGAACGAAAACGCCAUGUGGGCAACGACAUUGUAAAUAUUGUUUUUGAGACUGGUGGCGAUCCAGUGAGGCCAAAUUUUAGCCCAACGAUGAUGAAAUCGCAUUUUACACAUGUGUUUGCGGUUGUCACCUACGAAGAAAAAGGAGGCAUCUGGCGGCUUUGGGUAUUCUCGGAAGAAAGUGUGCCCGCCUUCGGCCCGUCAAUCCCAUAUCCUAAUACGUUCACAGAUACGGCUGAAUUCCGAGAAUUCCUAUUGACAAAAUUGAUCAAUGCCGAAAAAGCUGCUUACCAAGCAAAAGUGUUUGUCGAGAAACGACACCGUACAAACGAUACAUUGCUCAAAGACAUGUAUAUGGAGUAUUUGAAGGAAUGCCAAAGGGGAUUUAACAAGGUGACCGACUCGGUAAUCCGUCAUAUCCGGUCCCCAGUCAGGAAAGAGGCGCCGCGAGAGAGCGUGGAUUUUUGCAAACUGGGCGAGCUAAUCAAGCUGGAGAAAACGUUGAGUGGGGAUGUGAACGAAACGGUGCGGAUGACGUCGAUAUGUCGGAAGCAGCCAUGGGAUAAAGAAGUCAUUAUUCGGGACAUUAUUUCAUUCGAAGACGUCAGUGUUGAUGCCUGGGGACAUGCGGCGGUGGUUACUGUGACGAAAGAUGGUGCCGUGCAAUUGAUCGCCGAAGGAAAAACCUCCAUAUUAAUCGAACCAGGGGCUUCUGUUCAGCAAAUCGCCAUCGUUGAGCAUUUUGGGCUGUUUAUCGCGAGAAUGGAUAAAGGGCGUGACGGAUAUUUGGGGGUAUUUUCACUAUCCGAAAUGCGACACGCUAUCCAAACCGGUCAACCGAUCAACAAAAAAACGGCGCAAUCACAUAAGAUCCCAAGCACCAAGGGCUGUCAUCUUUUUGCGCGAUCCGAGGGCACCGGGCUUCGCUUGAAUAUUGUGGCUUGCAUUGGCAAGAAAAUGCUGCUGCUUCGAUGGGCCCUAGGUCCGCUUGGAAGAUAUACCGAAACUACGCAUAUUAUCAAUAACUUCACACUACUAACCGUUUAUACGCUGCCGGACGAGCCUUCAUCCUGUUGCGUGUAUGAGAUGAAGAAUUUUCAGAGUCAUGUCAAAGUUAUUGCUUUGGCGAAUAAGCAUAUCCAUAUGGUGGAUUUGACGGAAGAAUCUUCUGAGAGCAUCCCGGUUCCACAUUUCAAAGGCAACGUCGAAAUACGAUCUGCUAGCGAUGGAGAUAGUGAUGAAUUUGUGUUGAUGACAAAUAGUUCAACUCUAUUAUUUGACAAAAUCGAUCAGCGCUGGACCCACGAACAAACUUUUUGGUCUACUACCCUCCACAACUUCGUUUUCCGUUUUCCUUUCAUUAUUGGCUUUGGGGAGGAUUUGAUAGAAAUUCGGUUGGCUGUAAAUGGAAAUCUGCUUGCAACGAUGUAUAUGCCGAAUGUACGAUUAAUCACUAGCAAGACUGAUAUUAUCUUUUCUGUCGAACGGGCGUUUUCUGGUGGUUGUAUUCCGGGGAUGAGUAAGAAGGAAGAAAAUGGUAAAGAGAAUGGGGCACCAACGAAGGAUGGCAAGGAUCACGAGCAUUCACAUCGCGGCUCUGUGAGGAGAAAUCAUCCGGAAAGUCAGCAAAAGCGAUGGGAUGUAUACCGGUUUAAAGGAAUCGAGUUAGAGAUGGUGACAAAGGAUCGGGAACCACAUCAGGGCACUCUUUCAACGUGCGAGACCGAAUACGGACCAUUAGUAAAUCAACAGGUGUGUGAGGAUGGGCUAUGUGGAGCGACGCUUACAACGAUAAAACAAGCGGCCGAGGUUACCGUGACCACGACAACUACCACAGCGUCAUCCUCCCCAGCUGAAGGUUGCCAAAUCCAAGGCGUAGACCCCGGCACAAAACCCUCAUCCAAUGGCUUCAAAGCCGUUGGCGCCCAGGGAGACUGCAAUCAAAGAUGUCAAGUGGAGACCGCGUUUGCAUGUCAAGCUUUCAUCACAACCGGACCGAACGGGCCCUGCAUGCUAUUCGGAACUCUGGAUCGAAACAUUUCAUUGUUGCACUAUAGCAAAUAUUACCUGCAGGAUUUGAAAUGCGCAACUCAAAAAGACUCUAUCGCCACCUGCGAGUAUAAGAAGUCUGGCAAUAUCCCUAUACCGAGUGAGGAGAAUUCAACGAUCUUUAAGGGCAUCGGCUUUGCAAUUAACUGGGAACAAUGUCAACACCUUUGCCAAAUGAAUUUUCCUAUGUUCGAGAAGAAUCCCUGUACCACAUUCGCAUAUGACCCUAAGCAAGGCUUUGAGUCCGGAAAGGAUAACUGUUAUUUCUUUGAUUCUGAUUAUCCGACAAAUGCUACCAGCGGUGAACUUGAUUUCUACCAAUUAGUUUGCGGA